AUGAAGCUACUCUCUUUGUUGUUUCACCUUCUUAUAAUUUUUUCACUAAGUUUCGCCGAUUUAAACUCGGACAAAAUUGCCCUUCUCAACUUUGCAAGAAGUGUGCCACAAGGUCGAAAACUCAACUGGAAAAACAACACUUCGGUUUGCAAAUCAUGGGCCGGAAUCAGUUGCAAUGGAAAACGUGUAACCAUUCUCCGGUUGCCCGGAAUUGGACUCUAUGGUCCAAUUCCGGCCAAUACUCUCGGGAAUCUCAAUGCCCUUACAAUCCUAAGCCUUCAUUCCAAUUUCCUUAAUGGAAGUCUCCCAUUUGAUAUUCUUUCCCUCCCUUCUCUCUCCAAUAUUUAUCUCAACAAAAACCAAUUUUCCGGUGAAAUACCCUCCUCUCUCUCUUCCCAACUUUCUACCAUCGAUCUUUCCUCCAAUUCAUUCACCGGAAACAUCCCUAAUUCGAUCCAAAAUUUAACAAAUCUCCAAAGUUUUAAUGUAAGUAACAAUCAACUCAAUGGAUCUAUUCCAUCAUCUUUGAAAAAAUUCCCAUCUUCAUCUUUUGGAGGGAACUCCGGACUAUGUGGGCCACCCCUUACCCGAUGCCUCUCCCCCUCCCCCUCCCCCACCCCUACCCCAUCCCCAUCACCAACUCCAUCUCCAACUUCUUCAUCCUCACCUUCUCCAUCUACAAAUCGUGUUUUACCUCCUCCACAAAUGACAUUUCCGCCCUCGCAAAGACUACCCACUUCACGAAAAGACAACAAGAAGCUAAGCAAAGGUGGGGUGGUUGCCAUUUCGGUUGUUUCCUCUUCGGUGCUAUUGCUUCUUCUUUUGUUAUUAAUGGUGUUUUGUGGAAAGAAGAAAGGGGUGCAAAAUGGAAGUAAAGGGAAAGGUUUAGGUGUUGGGAGAAUCGAGACACCUAAAGAGGACUUUAGUAGUGGAUUGCAAGAGAAUUUAAGGAACAAAUUGGUUUUCUUCGAUGUGUCAUCUCAAAAGUUUGACCUUGAAGACUUACUUAGAGCAUCCGCAGAGGUUUUGGGAAAAGGUGGUUAUGGAACAACUUAUAAAGCGAUUUUAGGUGAAGGGACAAUGGUUGUGGUUAAAAGAUUGAAAGAAGUUGUUGUUGGAAAAAGAGGAUUCGAUCAACAAAUGGAGAUUAUUGGAAGUGUAGCGAAGCAUCCAAAUGUUGUUCCUCUUCUUGCUUAUUAUUAUUCCAAAGAUGAAAAACUAUUGAUUUAUGAUUGCGCAGGAUCCGGAAGCUUGUCUGCUUUAUUACAUGGUAACAGGGGUUUAGGAAGAACACUGAAUUGGGACACGAGAUUACGAGUUGCUCUAGAAACUGCAAAAGGAAUCGCUCAUAUCCAUUCGGGAAACAAUUCAAAACUAACUCAUGGAAAUAUCAAAUCAUCGAAUAUCCUAAUCACGCAAGGAAACCAUGCCCGGGUCACAGAUUUCGGGUUGACCCAAAUCAUGGGUAUACCUACCCUACCCCCUCGCACCUCAGGCUACCAUGCCCCCGAAACAAUAGAAUCCAAAAAACCAACUCAAAAAUCCGAUGUCUACAGCUUCGGUGUUCUCCUACUUGAAAUACUCACCGGAAAAGCGCCGGUUCAGGCGGCGGUAGGGCCGGAGGAGGUGGUGGAUCUCCCGCGGUGGGUGCAGUCGGUGGUGAGGGAAGAGUGGACGGCGGAGGUGUUUGAUGUGGAGUUGAUGAAGUAUGCGAAUAUUGAAGAAGAGAUGGUGCAGAUGCUUCAGAUAGCCAUGGCGUGUGUUGGGAAGAAUGCGGAAACGAGACCUAAGAUGGAUCAAGUUGUUAGGAUGAUUGAAGAAAUUAAGGUGUUUGAUGAUGAAGAUGAUGAUUCUCUUAUUUGAUGAUGAUCAUGUUGUGGGAUAAAUGGAAGAUUAACAAUUUGCUUUUAUAAUGUAUUUAAACAAUUAUAUCAAUUUAUAGCGUUGUAGUUUUCAACUUUUGUUCUUGUUGCUGUAUGAUUUGUUAGAUAUUGGAAUGUACAUUGUUGAAAUGCUAAACUAAAGAGGCUUAAGUCAA
Lactuca saligna is the source of this 2038-nucleotide messenger RNA. Lineage: Eukaryota; Viridiplantae; Streptophyta; Magnoliopsida; Asterales; Asteraceae. The record is from the annotation of a GenBank genome assembly.